Bursaphelenchus xylophilus (pine wood nematode) is the source of this 1093-nucleotide messenger RNA. Lineage: Eukaryota; Metazoa; Nematoda; Chromadorea; Rhabditida; Aphelenchoididae. The record is from the annotation of a GenBank genome assembly.
AUGGCCGGCUACGCAAGACUGCUCCGAAUUCACGCCUAUGUCGACCUAUAUUAUUGUGUGGUCAACUUUUCGACUAGUGUGGUAAGAGGUUUCGGUUGGUAUUGAUACGUAGUCUGUUCAGGAACCCGUCCCAUACAGCGGAUACUUUUAUUUAGUCCCUACGGGAUUUCUCCGCCAUAUCAACAACCACUACUGUUGGGCCUUCUUCUUGGGAGCCUUUUAUCACACAGUGCUGAUUGAGAUGUGCAUAACCCCGAUUGACUUGUAUUAUCGCUACCUAAACGUUUGCAGGUACGUGCAAAAAUUGCGGAAAGGGGAAGUAUGCGAGUUUAGAAAUCGAACAAUGUCCAACAAGGCGCUGUACGGAGUGGUCAUUUCUUUGCUUCUAUUGACGUUUUUUUUCUCUAUUCCGGUUUAUUGUGCCACCGGAAGGUUCGGGCCAUCUUUUGAGACACCGCUGGAGGCUGACAUCACUCUGAGACUUUUUCAGAUUGAGCGAUUUGCGGAUUUGGAUACAAUAUUUGCAUAUAACCCAACAGUAAGUGUGAUAAAUCUAUAGGGAAAAGAGAGAGACUGCUAGUAGACUGCUGGGAUCUACAUAUAUUUGAAGUGCAAUUUCAGUCUGGUCUGAUGGCAUAUUUCAACCAUGUCGUCCUUCAAUGCACAUUUUCCAUCAGUUUCUUGUCCGUGGCUUGGUCGUACUUCAACAUUCGGCGCAAGCUAAAGGAUCAUUCCAAAGCCAAUCCAACGUCAAAAGUCCAUCACCUUGAGAAUCAAAUCAACAGGAUCAUGUUGCUUCAGGUAUAACGCAAAGCUAAGUGAAAAACUAAAAGUAACAUUUCAGGUUCUAGUCCCUGUCUUCGCAAUUGGAUUGUCAGUGACGUCAACGGCAACGGCCGGGAUAGUCCAGUACAAUCUACCGCAAAUGGGAGCCGUUAUCCGUGUGACGGGCAAGUGGAUUUGCGCCUUGAAGCCGUUGAUCACCAUCUUUCUUAUCUCAGCUUAUCGGAAAGGACUGGCUCGACAAGUUUUCUUAAAGAAAGGGAUGCUCGAAGAACAGGUACAUACUUCGUCCCAAGUAACGGCUAAAUAG